CUGUGUGCGCCUGCGCGGCCAGACGUGGCAUCCGUGUGAUGGCUCCUGCCGGGCAGUGCUGGGGGAUGAGGGGAAGAAGAAUGCUGCUGCUCCAUGUCCUGAUUAUCUUCCCGUCCAUCCUCCUGGCGCUGAAAAUCUCUCCGCUCAUUGAAAAAAUCAGCGAGCACAAGGACUUCAAGAAGCUGCUGCGAACCCGAAAUAACGUUCUGGUCCUGUACUCCAAGUCAGCCCAGGCGGCUGAGCGUCAGCUGAAGCUGUUGUCGGAUGUCGCGCAGGAUGUCCGGGGUAGAGCUACCGUGGCCUGGAUCGACUGUGGUGAUUCGGAGAGCAGGAAACUAUGUAAGAAGAUGAAAGUGGAUCCCGCCGCGAAGACUGGAGGCACCGAGCUGCUGCACUACAAAGAUGGAACAUUCCACACAGAGUACAACAGAGCAGCUACAUACAAGUCUAUGGUGGCAUUUCUAAAAGACCCAGAGGGGGCGCCACUGUGGGAGGAGAAUCCUGAGGCCAAAGACAUCGUCCAUAUCGAUAGUGAGAAGGAUUUCCGAAAGCUUCUGAAGAAGGAAGACCGCCCCAUGCUAAUGAUGUUUUACGCCCCAUGGUGCGGAGUGUGUAAGAGGUUAAUGCCGGCGUACCAACAGGCGGCCACCGAGCUGAAAGGCACCUAUGUUUUAGCCGGGAUGAACGUCUUCCCUCCAGAAUUUGACAGACUGAAGGAAGAAUACAAUGUGAAGGGUUACCCCACAGUUCUGUAUUUUGAGAAAGGUAAAUAUAAGUUUAAUUUUGAGAAGUAUGGAGCCACUGCCAAAGACAUCACAGACUGGCUGAAAAAUCCUCAGGCUCCGGCCCCUGAACAGCCUGAAGUGCCGUGGUCCGAGCAGGAGAGCGCUGUCCAUCACCUGACCGACGCUGACUUUGACCAGUUUGUUCAGGAUCACCCGUCCGUGCUCGUAAUGUUCUACGCCCCAUGGUGCGGACACUGCAAGAAGAUGAAACCGGACUAUGAAAAGGCGGCCGAAGUCCUGAGCGAGGAAAGUGCCUCCGGUGUGUUAGCGGCUGUGGACGCUACGGUGCACAGAUCUCUGGCUGAGCGGUUCCACGUCUCGGGGUUCCCGACCAUGAAGUAUUUUGCAGAUGGUGAGGAGAAGUACACGGUGCCCCACCUGCGCACCGAGCAGAAGAUCGUGGAGUUUAUGCACAACCCUGAGGCCCCGCCUGCUCCAGAACCACAAUGGGAAGACAAGCCAUCGAGCGUGCUGCACCUCCUGGGGGACGACUUCAGGGAAUCUCUGAAGAAGAAGAAGCACGCCCUGGUCAUGUUCUACGCACCCUGGUGUCCUCACUGCAAAAACGCAGUUCCCGAUUUCACGACCGCGGCAGAGGAGUUCAAAGAAGAUCGCAAGAUCGCGUACGCCGCUGUGGACUGCACCAAAGAGAAGAACCAGGAUCUGUGUAAGCAGGAGGGGGUGGAGGGCUUCCCCACCUUCAGCUACUACAACUAUGGGAAGUUCACCGAGAAGUACAACGGGGAGCGCUCGGAAUCUGCGUUUAUUUCGUUCAUACGGUCGCUCAGAGAAAUGGAUCACGUAAAGCUGGGGAAGAAGAAGGAGGAACUGUAAUCCCAAUCCCUGCAGUGCAACAUGGCCCCCCAGCCUCCGGGUCUGAGAAGAAUGUGUCCUAGUACAUUGAAGACCCUGCACCCCUAAUCUCCAGUGCACUGUAUGAAGACCCUACACCCCUAAUCUCCAGUGCACUGUAUGACGACCCUACACCCCUAAUCUCCAGUGCACUGUAUGAAGACCCUACACCCCUACUCUCCAGUGCACUGUAUGAAGACCCUGCACCCCUAAUCUCCAGUGCACUGUAUGACGACCCUACACCCCUAAUCUCCAGUGCACUGUAUGAAGACCCUGCACCCCUUAUCUCCAGUGCACUGUAUGAAGACCCUACACCCCUAAUCUCCAGUGCACUGUAUGACGACCCUACACCCCUAAUCUCCAGUGCACUGUAUGAAGACCCUGCACCCCUAAUCUCCAGUGCACUGUAUGAAGACCCUGCACCCCUAAUCUCCAGUGCACUGUAUGACGACCCUACACCCCUAAUCUCCAGUGCACUGUAUGAAGACCCUACACCCCUAAUCUCCAGUGCACUGUAUGACGACCCUACACCCCUAAUCUCCAGUGCACUGUAUGAAGACCCUGCACCCCUAAUCUCCAGUGCACUGUAUGACGACCCUACACCCCUAAUCUCCAGUGCACUGUAUGACGACCCUACACCCCUAAUCUCCAGUGCACUGUAUGAAGACCCUACACCCCUAAUCUCCAGUGCACUGUAUAAAGACCCUACACCCCUAAUCUCCAGUGCACUGUAUGAAGACCCUACACCCCUAAUCUACAGUGCACUGUAUGAAGACCCUGAACCCCUAAUCUCCAGUGCACUGUAUGAAGACCCUGAACCCCUAAUCUCCAGUGCACUGUAUGAAGACCCUUAACCCCUAAUCUCCAGUGCACUGUAUGAUGACCCUACACCCCUAAUCUCCAGUGCACUGUAUGAAGACCCUGAACCCCUAAUCUCCAGUGCACUGUAUGAAGACCCUGAACCCCUAAUCUCCAGUGCACUGUAUGAAGACCCUGAACCCCUAAUCUCCAGUGCACUGUAUGACGACCCUACACCCCUAAUCUCCAGUGCACUGUAUGACGACCCUACACCCCUAAUCUCCAGUGCACUGUAUGACGACCCUACACCCCUUAUCUCCAGUGAACUGACCCCUAACCUCUAGUGCACUGUAUGAACAUCCCCUAAACUUAAAUGCACUGUAUGAAGACCCUGGUGAACCAAGUUUGCAGUGCACUGUGUAUGAUGUGUGCCCGCUCUGCAGUGCUCCCCAUCGGACCCCUUAUACUGCAGUGCUCCCCAUCGGACCCCUUAUACUGCAGUGCUCCCCAUCGGACCCCUUAUACUGCAGUGCUCCCCAUCGGACCCCUUAUACUGCAGUGCUCCCCACCGGACCCCCUAUACUGCAGUGCUCCCCACCGGACCCCCUAUACUGCAGUGCUCCCCACCGGACCCCCUAUACUGCAGUGCUCCCCACCGGACCCCCUAUACUGCAGUGCUCCCCACCGGACCCCCUAUACUGCAGUGCUCCCCACCGGACCCCUUAUACUGCAGUGCUCCCCACCGGACCCCUUAUACUGCAGUGCUCCCCACCGGACCCCUUAUACUGCAGUGCUCCCCACCGGACCCCCUAUACUGCAGUGCUCCCCACCGGACCCCCUAUACUGCAGUGCUCCCCAUCGGACCCCCUAUACUGCAGUGCUCCCCAUCGGACCCCUUAUACUGCAGUGCUCCCCAUCGGACCCCUUAUACUGCAGUGCACAAAAUGAAACCACUGUAGGGACCUCCGAUGUAUAACCUACAGUGCACUGUAAUACCUACAAAGAACCCUCUUCUCCUAAUACUCUCCAGUGCCCUCUACAAAGACCCCCCCCCCACACCUGCCCACCAGGCCUUAGUUGGGGGGGAUCCAGCAGUGCAUUGGAUCUGCUCACAGCUUCCAGGACCACCACCAUCCUGCACCCAGGCUUCCAGGACCUACAUAUGGGUCCCAUCCAGUGGACUCGCACCUCUGAGCUCUCAGUAUCGAUGCUGCAGAAAGGAGAAUCAACCACUUCCUAUUCGUAUCGCCGCGUGUAAAAUCUGACCCUAUAAAUGGGCGGCCGGAGCCGGGGGUCUCCCCGGGAUAAGACCCUACACACAACAGAGACCCCCGGUAAGCCUUGUGCUGGGCACACUGACCCCACACGGGGUGGUGCUAUCCUUUAUCCUGCGGCUCAGGGCGCCCGAUACAAAACUAAUCAACCCCCUAAUACUCUGCGGCCCCCGAUAUCGCAGCAAGGUGAUUGGAACUCGAUGAGAAUGAUUGGAGUUUCGGCUCCCGUUCUCGGCUGCUAUCUCCCCUUUAUUUGGAUGCUGACAAUCUGAACGCCAGGACCACGACUUACUGCCAUAGAAUCCCAUUCCUUGUCCCUGCCACGUCUGCAGUGACUCCCCGGGGCCACGCUGCAUCCGUAAUACUGCACUGCACAUGUCUGCUAUUUAAAGGGAAUCUCCACCCAGAUAAGGUUCCUUUAGAGUAGGGUUCCCCAACCUGUGGCUCUCCAGCUGUUUAAAAAAACUAAAUCCCAGCAUGCCCUGGGCAGGAGGUUUAGCUUUACAAUAAAUCUAUGUACACCCUGGAAGAACUGUUUUAAAGGACAUCUUCAGCGUGAUUAACCCUUAUCCCCUAGGGGAUAAGUGUUUGAUCGCGGGGGGUCCGACCGCUGGGACCCCCUGUGAUCUCCUGUACGGGGCCGCGGCUGUCCCGUGCAGGGGGCGUGCCGGCCUCAGCAUGACGUUGCAGCCGCCACGCCUCCUCCAUACAUCUCUAUGGGAGAGGCGGGGAGGCAGCAUUCGUGCCUCCCCCAAUAGAACUGUAUGGGGACGGGGAGGAGACGGGGCGUCACCGUCGACCUCUAGGCUGACGCUACGCGCCUUAGCGCUCACCAUUAGCGCCCCGUUAGGGAGACCGCGGGGGGUCCCAGCGCUCGGACCCCCCGCAAUCAAACACUUAUCUCCUAUCCUGGGGAUAAGUGUCAUAUCGCUGCAGUUGUCCUUUAAGGUUUAUUAACAUUGAUAAACUACAACUCCCAACGUGCACUUGCAAAACUUUUACAACUCUUUCAACAUUUUUACCUAGGAAUGCUGGGAGUUGUAGUUUUGCAUUAGCUGGAAAAAGCAGUGUUUCCCAACUAGUGUGCCUCCAGCUGUUGCAAAACUACAACCCCCCAUUGUGCCCGGACAGCCGUUGGCUGUCCGGGAACAAUGGGAGUUGUAGUUUUGCAAUACUUUUACAAAUGCAGCAAAACUACAACUCCCAACAUGCCCUUACAAAACUGUCGCAAAACUUGUUUUACCUGGGCAUGCUGGGAGUUGUAGUUUUGCAUCUGCAGGAGAGAGAGCAGUGUUUUCUCCAACCAGUGUGCCUCCAGCUGUUGCAAAACUACAACUCCAUUUUUCCCUGAACAUGCUGGGAGUUGUAGUUUUGCAACAUUAAUAAAGCUUUUUGUGUCAGGGCUUUGUGGGAAUUCCUUUACAAAUGAUGCAACACUACAAUUCCCAGCAUGCCCUGACAAAAGUCUUGUAAAAGUUGUCGCUUUGAAUCAGCUCGAGCAUGCUGGGAGUUGUAGUUCUGCAGCAGCUGGAAUGCUACAGAUUGGGAAACACGGUAACAGAUCUAACUGCACCAACUAAAUAUUACUUUAAAAACCAAUCAGGAGGCCGGAAAGUAAGUCCCGCCUCCUGACUGCUUCGUUGCACAAGUCAGGACUGCAGGGGAAGGUCAUGUGACCCCACAAAGCUCUAAUAAUAAAGUUAAGGGGGCUCAGAGGGACUUUUGUGACUUUUUUUUUUAUUUUUAUUUUUUUUACAGCCUCCCCGAUUGUUCCUUGGUAAUAUUUAGUGGGUGCAGCUCCGCCCGCCUAAAGGAGUCUCCCAGAAUUAGAAAAACAAUUACCACUUUCUUCCAAAACAGCGCCACCCCUGUCCUCAGGUUGGGUGUGGAAUUGCAGCUCAGUUCCAUUAAAGUAAAUAGAGACUAGGUGUAAUACCGCACACAGCCUGAGGACAGGGGCGGUGUUUUUCUAAUCCUGGAUAACCCCUUUAAAGGGGUACUUAAGGGGAAAACAAUU
This is a messenger RNA of Hyla sarda, 5726 nucleotides long. RefSeq names its product protein disulfide isomerase family A member 5 (gene PDIA5). NCBI's taxonomy places the organism in Eukaryota, Metazoa, Chordata, Amphibia, Anura, Hylidae. Gene Ontology annotation, cellular component: endoplasmic reticulum. Gene Ontology annotation, molecular function: protein disulfide isomerase activity. The record is from RefSeq and is a predicted model, not a curated record. Bases 39 to 1619 code for a protein of 526 amino acids. The transcript is spliced from 16 exons. Gene Ontology annotation, biological process: protein folding.